AUGAAACUAGCUAAGGUCCGUGGAGGAGCGCUAUCCUUACAGUGUAAAUAUGGUAUGAGCAUUCUCGAUGUAGAGAAGGUGAAGAAGGAGCUCGACAGCUACGAUGCGGAUAACUCGGGGACUAUUGACAGGGAGGAAUUCAAUACCUUUAUUCGGAACGUAUUUGGUGCUAAGGACAAGUAUGAUAUCCCUGCGAGGAGGUUGGAGGAGUUCUGGAAGAUGCUGGAUACUGAUCAGAAGGGGGAGGUGACGUUGGAGGAGUUCGUCGGAUUCUUUUGGAAGUACUUCUGGACAAGAGGCGGCGAUGUUCCAGGCGCUCAGCUUAGUCUUCUCGACUGUAUAGGGAGAGUCCCGACGUGGUCAGAAGAACGUAUCAAUGGGAUUGCCUUUGGACAUUUGCUCAAUCGUCUCAAUGACGCUCUCGAGGGGGAAGAGUCCGAAAGCGAUGAAGAUAAGGGGUGUGUUGAGCCUGAGCCUGUGAGCCUUAAAUUAGUUAAAGCUGUGCUUCUGAGAAUACUGGAGAAGAGACUGCGGAGCUAUCCGUCAUUCCGGCCCCCUUUUUUACAAUACUCUCUCAUGAGCCUCUUGGUCAUGUUUUUGGUGGCCUCUUCCAUCGCAGUAGCUGCGAUGGCGAUACGAGGGAAUCCGUCGGCAUUGCGAGUCGACAGUGUGGCUCGCAGUGGUCGGGCGAGCGACGUCUUGCAGGCUCAGACAGAGGAGACGAUCAAUGGUUACAUGCAGACGGUUAAAGGCGUGCUCUCGCAGUGA
This is a messenger RNA of Perkinsus marinus ATCC 50983, 768 nucleotides long. RefSeq lists its product as hypothetical. Gene Ontology annotation, molecular function: calcium ion binding. The transcript is spliced from 8 exons. The record is from RefSeq and is a predicted model, not a curated record. The coding region runs from base 1 to 768 and encodes 255 amino acids. NCBI's taxonomy places the organism in Eukaryota, Perkinsozoa, Perkinsida, Perkinsidae.